Oryctolagus cuniculus (rabbit) is the source of this 5756-nucleotide messenger RNA. Lineage: Eukaryota; Metazoa; Chordata; Mammalia; Lagomorpha; Leporidae. The record is from RefSeq and is a predicted model, not a curated record.
CAAGGCCCCGAAGAUCUUUAGCUCUGGCCCUAUCAAGGCCACUGCAGGCUGGACUCAGAAUUCAAUAACUCAAUUUCAAGCUGAACACACUGUAUGGCCCUUGUUAUGACCAUCCACGUGACCCCUGGCAGAAAAAAGGGCCCCCAGCCCUGUGAGGGGAGAGGGAGAUGCAAAAGGCACUUUGCAAGCCAGAUUCUGGCUUUCUUACUUUAAGUUUUAAUUUACAUAUUUGAGAGACAGAUACGUCCCAUUUGUUGGCUCACUCACCCAAUUCCCACUUGGCCGGGACGGAGCCAAAGCUGGAGCUGGGAGCCAGGAACUCCACCCAGGCUCCCACAUGAGCAGCAGCAACCAAGUUACUUGAACCACUGCCACGGCCUCCCAGUCUGCAUUAGCAGGAAGCUGGAGCCAGGGAUCGAAUCUAGGUGCUCAUGGUGGGACGCGAGCUUCCUAACGGGGGUCUUAACACGGGGCGAAUGCCCUCCCCCAACUAUUUCUUUCAACACUCGGGGUGUGCACUUGGUGACUUCUCUUUCUCACACUCUGCCUAAGGCAGGGCACAGAACCUGUAAGGCACCACUAGAGCCUAAAGUCCUACUCCUGGAGAACCCCUCUCAGUCCUCAAAGCAGCCACUGACACAGCCUCAUGUUCAGAUGGGGAAACAGGCUGGGAGAGGGCCGGUGCUUCCCCCAAAUCCACAGUGCUGGGAGUGAAGGGCUGUGGCGGGUUCUGCCUGACCCCGGCCUGAGUGGGGCUGGUGUCCGGGCUGAGCUUGAGGGUCGCACCAGCUGCUUUCCCAUCCAUGGCCCGGAACGCGGGCUGGGGGAUCCGGGUCCUUGCUCAAGAGGUGAGGGAAAGCAGCAGAGGAGGGCCAGGUCCAAGGGCCGGGCCAGGUUUGAGCAGGGGUGGACCUGGGCCACCCUGGGGUCUCCAGACAGCUGAGCCGUUUCCUCCUCUAGCCUCUCUCCAGUGGCCCCAACUCUGAGGGGACAAACUGGCCGUCCUCAGGAUUCUGGUGAAUUCUCUGGUGCAAGACCAGGGCAGCUUCUGGACAGGAAGACCAGGCAGGGUCUUUCAGCCCCGCCCCCAACCUCCAAGCAGGGCAGGUGCUGAAGAUUACAUUCAUCACCAACGGCCAGUGUUGUAACCAAUCACACCUGUGUCCCCAGUCGUCCUCCCUAAGAAGCUGAAAGGUCAGGGAGGGGCCAGCGUGUGGCGGCGGUGGGCGGAGCUGUCUGCAGCACUGGCAUCCCAUAUGGGCGCCGGCUCGAGACCCAGCUGCCCCACUGAAGAGCCAGCUCCCUGCGAAUGCACCUGCAGAAAAGCAGCAGAGGAUGGCCAAGUGCUUGGGCCCCUCCUACCCACAUGGGAGACCCAGAAAUAGCUCCUGGCUUCAACCUGGCCAUCUGGGUUGUGAAAGAGAGGAUGCAAGAUCUCUCUUUCCCCUCUCUGUAUAACUCUUUCAAAACAAAUAUUUUUUAAAAAUGAAAGGACAGAGAGUUGCCUAUGAGCUGGACACACUGGAUCCUGGAGGGGGCUCUGUUCCUGCCUUGUACCCCACGCUGGGCAUCCAUGAAAAAACAGGUCCAUUGGCCCGACUCCUGAGAGCUGCUCCAGCAAACUAUCGGAACCCAGGAAGGGCACCGUGGGAGCCCAGCUCAAGGCUGGUCAGCCACAGGUUCUAGCGGCCUGCACUUGCCCCUGACGUCAGAAGUUGGGCCGGGUGUGACGUCAUCGGAUGGCGUCAGGGUGGCGUUUGAGGCCGCCCGGCCCCGAGUGCCAGAGGCCUGAUGGACCUACCGUGGCUGGGGUGCAAUCCUCCCUCCUCGGUGACCAAGGGUCCCGACCCUACUCUUGAUUGUGCUUUGGGAGCGGGGUGGUCUCUGCCGAAGCCGCGCCCGCCCGCGGGAAAAGCGCGGUCUUUGGAAACCCAGCCUGGCGCUGCGCACGAGGGGCCCCGGAGCCCCCCACCCCCAACAGACCCACCGAGGCUGCAGUCCUGGGCCCUCACUGCCGCGGGACACGGAAGCCAGCUCUGCUGCCAACAAGAGCCUUCCUUGCUGGCUAUCUCUACCUAUUGUCACUGUUACUGGAAAAGCUGGGAGACACAGAGCUCUCCCGCCGCCCAGUCCCCUCGCCAAGCUCGUGCGCACCAGGGCUGGGCUCCCACCCUCAGACGGCCCGAGCCCCCACCCUCCACCAACUCGGAAUCCACCUGGGUUCCGGUUACCUCGGGCUCUGCAGGCGGCCUCGGCCCUGAGCCGCGGGGACCGUCUCACCCGGUGCUGCUCCGACAGUUUCCAGAUGGGAAUUCCCAGGGGGGCUGGGAUCCGAGGGUGCCGCGACAGCCCGUGGCGGAAGGCAGAAGGGCGAGACGGGGCUGUGCUCUCGCCAUAACGAACGCAUUCCCGCCACACGGUACCCGGGACCCUCACGGCGGGACCCUCGUGGCCUAGCCGUGUCCGCCAGGCCCCAGCUCCCAACACUGCUGCUGCUGUGAGGAUGACGGUCCCAGCACAGGAACUUCGGGGGACACACAGCCCAUCGCACCCAUCCAGCGCAAGGUGGCACGGACCCAGCUACUUGAACCAGCACUGCUCCUCCCAGAAUCCACACUAACAGGAAGCUGGACCUGCGAGUGGAGCUGGGAAUCCAAGCCAGGGGAAGCCAUGGAGACGUCAGGGUCCUUGUCGCAGUCUCACGACCAUGGCCGGGUCCCGAGAGAGACAUACGAUGGAGACUACGGAGAGACGGGUGUCCAGGAGCAGGACGACCCAUAUGAGAGAGACAAGUCAUCCUCGUCCUCCUCGUCAUCCUCUUCGUCGUCGUCCUCCUCCUCCUCUUCCUCCUCCUCCUCCUCCUCAGAUGGCCCUGGAGAUGUGGUGCCCUUGCAGGAACUAGGACUUCGGAGGAGAGGCUCUGACCCAGCAAGCGGAGAGGUGGAGGCGUCACGGUUGCGGAGACUGAACAUCAAGAAGGACGAUGAGUUUUUCCAUUUCGUCCUCCUCUGCUUCGCCAUCGGGGCCCUGCUGGUGUGUUACCACUACUACGCAGACUGGUUCAUGUCCCUUGGGGUCGGCCUGCUCACCUUCGCCUCCCUGGAGACCGUGGGCAUCUACUUCGGGCUGUUGUACCGGAUCCACAGCGUGCUGCAGGGCUUCAUCCCUCUCUUCCAGAAGCUGAGGCUCAUGGGGUUCAGGAAGACUGACUGACACCACUGCCGGGUGGGCAGCUAAGCCGGGCCCCAGCUGGGCCUCCCCUUUCCUGGGCCCAUGAGGACAGAGAGACCGGAAUCCUGGGAGAGGCCAAGCCAGAGCAAUAAAGAGAGCGCUUUUGCUUCCAUGUGGUCUGAACGUUGGCACGGCCCCGGCCGGGGUAUCGUAUGGGCAGCGUGGGCGCUCGGGGCGGCUGCCUGCAGGGAAGGCGGGGGAGGGUGCGGGACCUGAGCCCUCCCAGCACCUGUACCUACAGGGAGAGUCUGGGAUGUCUGCUCUCUCUCAGGAGGCAGCAAGAGACCCCGGGGCCCUGCUGCACUCGGUCAGGGCCGUGCGGAUUCUCUGAAAUGACCAGGCUGUCCGCGUGGCCUCUGGGGUCCUGAGGAGCCAUUGCGUGGUAGGCCAGCUGAUGCCCUGGGGUCCAGGCUGGGUCCUCUGGGCGCCCUGAUGCUGGUGAGAGGUUGGGGACUAAAACCACAGCUCUGGGCAUCUUCCCCAGCCCCGCCCUCCACCCAGCAACAGCCCUGUUGCCCUGGACUCCAGCAAGAUUCAAAUAAACGUUCUCUUCCCUGUGCUGAAAGCAGCCAGCUAAAUAUCCCUGUAGGUUUCCUGAGCACAAGGACGGGCGUGCUUGGGGUCUCCCCGAAGCCCUGUCCUGUAAAAAGCGUCAGUGGAUACAGCAGCUCACUCUGGCUCCGCGCCUUCAGCUGCACGGGGACUUGGAGACCCUGAAGAGCAGGAUCUGGGGCUGUGGACGCUCAGCUCAGCAGGCAGCACCAGGAGACAAAGGCACAAAGCAGAGUCCAUUGCAAACUUGAGUUACGUUCCUGGAGGCACGGGGUCCAGACCGAAGAGGUGACCGCAGGUCCUGCUUGGCCCUGGCAGGGCCACGCCGAGAGCCAGAGCUCCCAUCUCAAGGCUGCGGGUGGACUAGAGAACACAGACAAGCAGGGACAGAGCGGGAAGAUGAGAAGCCACGGGGAGAUUGACAGCCCUUCAGCUGGCAGAAGAGAAGGUGGGCGCUUCGGGGGCUCGUAGCCUUGCGGAACUGCUCCAGGCACAGACACUAUCUGGCCUCAUCCUCCCUGCGACCUUGAGUCGCCCUCAAUUUGCAUGGGGGAAACGGAGACUCAAAAGGGCUGAGUCACCCCCUCGAGUUCCCGCAGCAAGGAAGCGGCCGAGCUGCCGUGUGACCCGAGCCUGUGCUCUCCUUAUGCCAAGAGCGUGUCACAGAGCUGCCCCGGGCAGAGUGUCCCGGAGGGCGCCGAAGCUGUCCCCCGUGGCUCCCAGCCUGUUGGAUUUGUCAGAUAGAAAGAAACCAUUGUAAUAUUUUCUUUGUUUACUUGAAAGGCAAAAGUGACAGAGAGAGAGAGAGAGAUUCCACCCGCUGGUUCACUCCCCAGAUACCUGCAACAGCCAGGCUUUGGGCCGAGCUGAAGCCAGUGGCCCAGAACUCCACCUGGAUCUCCUGCGUGGGCAGCAAAGACUCAAGCACAAGUGAGCCGUCACCUGCUGCCGCCCCGAAUGUGCACGGGCAGGCAGCUGGAUCAGAAAUGGAAGAGCCUGGACUUGAACCGGCGCUGUGAUGGAGGGAGCGAAUGAUCCAGAUGGGGACUUGCACUGUUGCACCUCAAUGCUCACCACCACCAGCCCACCCCCAACCCCCACCAGCCCGCUGGAAAAAUUUUCUAGAAAGGGAGCACAGGGAGCUGCUGACACUUCACUUUGCCAGCUGAGGACAAUCAAAACAAAAAAGUCGAGUGCCAGCGUCCUUUAUAGAAGGACAGGCUUUGCACCAAGGAGCCACUGAAAUCAUCCGACGCAAAAUGGUUGAAAGUGGAAUAAGCCGGCGCCGUGGCUCACUAGGCUAAUCCUCCGCCUAGCGGUGCCGGCACACCGGGUUCUAGUCCCGGUCAGGGCGCCGGAUUCUGUCCUGGUUGCCCCUCUUCCAGGCCAGCUCUCUGCUGUGGCCAGGGAGUGCAGUGGAGGAUGGCCCAAGUGCUUGGGCCCUGCACCCCAUGGGAAACCAGGAGAAGCACCUGGCUCCUGCCAUCGGAUCAGUGUGGUGCGCCAGCCGCAGUGUGCCGGCCGCGGCAGCCAUUGGAGGGUGAACCAAUGGCAAAAGGAAGACCUUUCUCUCUGUCUCUCUCACUGUCCACUUUGCCUGUCAAAUAAUAAUAAAGUGGAAUAAAAUAAACUCUCUGAAAGUCCCUCUGGUGCCCUCCUCCCUCAGGUCGCCGGAGUCUGGCGAGAAUUUUCUUCUGGAAACUGCAAGACUGGAGGAUUUCUGAGGACUUUCACACUCUCUCGUUUCUGGGAUUUGUCCAACCUCAGCUCCCGUACCCCAUGUGAGGAAUACCUCACUGCUUCCCAAAGCUGCUCGAAUUGCAAAAAUGUUUGACUUGUUCUGAGACUGGCUCUUCAUGGCUUCAGGCUUUCCUUCAGAAGAGGAGAUAAAAAAAUAAUAGUAGAGGAUGAGGUUCUUUAAUUCAUUAACAAAUAAAGAUUGUGUGUCCAUGAUGGAUGGCGUGAUGCCCUGA